GACCGGGAGUACGGGAGGCUGCUCACACACACACACAGCGACUGAGAGACCGGGAGUACGGGAGGCUGAGGGGCGGAGGACGCGCUGCCUGAGGGACCGGAGACUCGCUGAGGAGGGAGCGGCCCGGACUCCACUGACUCCACCCAGAGACGCGCCAGCGAACCAAGAGGCAGCCGAGGCCAUAAAAUGAGCGCUCCACACCCCCGGCUCCACCAGAGCGCCGCGCCCGCUGCCAACGCUCCCUGCCCGGACAAGGACGCCGAGAUGCCCGCCACGGAGAAGGACCUGGCCGAGGACGCGCCGUGGAAGAAGAUCCAGCAGAACACCUUCACGCGCUGGUGCAACGAGCACCUCAAGUGCGUCAACAAGCGGCUCGGCAACCUGCAGACGGACCUGGGCGACGGGCUGCGGCUCAUCGGGCUGCUGGAGGUCCUGAGCCAGAAGAAGAUGUUCCGCAAGUACAACCAGCGGCCCACGUUCCGCCAGAUGCAGCUGGAGAACGUGUCGGUGGCGCUGGAGUUCCUGGACAAGGAGAACAUCAAGCUGGUGUCCAUCGACUCUAAAGCCAUCGUGGACGGGAACCUGAAGCUGAUUCUGGGUUUAAUCUGGACCUUGAUCCUGCAUUACUCCAUCUCCAUGCCCAUGUGGGAUGAGGAUGAGGAGGCGGAGUCCGGCAAACAGAAGACACCCAAGCAGAGGCUGCUGGGCUGGAUCCAGAACAAACUGCCGGAGCUUCCCAUCACCAACUUCCACAGGGACUGGCAGACCGGCCGGGCCCUGGGGGCCCUAGUGGACAGCUGUGCUCCAGGUCUGUGUCCUGACUGGGACCAGUGGGACCAGACCAAACCGGUGGACAACGCCCGCGAGGCCAUGCAGCAAGCUGACGACUGGCUGGGCAUCCCACAGGUGAUCACCCCCGAAGAGAUCGUGGACCCCAAUGUGGACGAACACUCGGUGAUGACCUACUUGUCCCAGUUCCCCAAGGCCAAGCUGAAGCCUGGCGCACCUCUACGACCCAAACUCAACCCCAAGAAGGCCCGCGCCUAUGGGCCAGGUGUGGAACCCCUCGGUAAUGUUGUGAUGAAGAAGGCCUUGUUCACCGUGGAGACCAUCAGCGCAGGACUGGGAGAGGUGCUGGUGUAUGUGGAGGACCCUGCAGGACACCGAGAGGAGGCCAAAGUGACCGCCAACAACGAUAAGAACCGCACCUCCUCCGUCUUCUACAUCCCUAAAGUCACAGGCAUGCACAAGGUGACGGUGCUGUUUGCAGGCCAGCACAUCUCUAAGAGCCCCUUUGAGGUGGAGAUCGGCAAGUCUCAGGGAGACUCCAGCAAGGCCACGGCCCAGGGCCCGGGCCUGGAGGCCUCCGGGAACAUCGCCAACAAGACCACUUACUUUGACGUCUACACAGCAGGCGCUGGUGUUGGCGAGGUGGAGGUGAUGAUCAUCGACACCGCCGGCAAGAACACCACGGUGACCUGCGCCAUCGAGGACAAGGGCAACAGCAGCUACCGCUGCACCUACAAGCCCGUCCAGGAGGGGCAGCACACCGUCUACAUCACCUUCGCCGGGGGGCAGAUCAGCAAGAGUCCCUUCAUGGUCACCGUGGGAGAGGCUUGUAACCCCAGCCUGUGUAAAGCUAAGGGUCGUGGUCUGCAGCCGAAGGGCCUGAGGGUCAAGGAGACGGCCGACUUCCAGGUCUACACCAAAGGAGCCGGCACCGGCGAGCUGAAGGUCACCAUCAAGGGUCCCAAGGGACUCGAAGAGCCGUGCAAGAGGAAAGAUCUCGGAGAUGGUGCGUACGGGUUUGAGUAUUACCCCAACACACCUGGAACCUACUCCAUCACCAUCACCUGGGGCGGGCAGCACAUCCCCCGCAGUCCCAUUGAGGUCAAGAUUGGCGCCGAGGCUGGCCAGCAGAAGGUGAGGGCCUGGGGUCCGGGGCUGGAGUUUGGCGUUGUUGGCAAAUCUGCCGACUUCGUGGUGGAGGCGGUCGGAGACAACGUCGGCACACUGGGCUUCUCCGUGGAAGGUCCGUCUCAGGCCAAGAUCGAGUGUGACGACAAGGGCGACGGGUCCUGUGACGUGCGCUACUGGCCCACCGAGCCCGGCGAGUACGCGGUGCACGUGCUGUGCAACAGCGAAGACAUCCAACACUCGCCCUUCAUGGCCGAGAUCGUCAACCCACCAGCCAAAGACUUCUACCCCGACAAGGUCCUGGCCUUCGGUCCCGGCCUCCAGAGCAGCGGCCUGGCUGUCGGGAAGCCCACCGAGUUCACCGUGGACGCCAAGCAAGGAGGAAAAGCUCCUCUGAAGAUUGCAGCUCAGGACGGGGAAGGAGCUCCGGUUGAGGUCCAAGUGAAGGAUAAUGGCAACGGCACAUACGCCUGUUGUUACACCCCUCGUAAGCCAGUGAAACACACCGCCAUGGUCUCCUGGGGAGGAGUGAACAUCCCCGACAGCCCGUUCAGAAUGAACAUCGGAGCAGGCUGUCAUCCCAACAAGGUGAAGGUCUCCGGACCAGGGGUGGCCAAGACCGGCCUCAAGGCCUUCGAGCCAACAUACUUCACGGUUGACUGUGCAGAGGCUGGACAAGGUGACAUCAGCAUAGGAAUCAAGUGUGCCCCCGGAGUGGUGGGACCCGCAGAGGCCGACAUCGACUUUGACAUCAUUCGGAACGACAACGACACGUUCACCGUCAAGUACACGCCUCCUGGAGCCGGCAGCUACACCAUCAUGGUCCUGUUUGCUGACCAGGCUAUUCCAAUGACGCCCAUCAGGAUCAAAGUGGAUCCUUCUCACGACGCCAGCAAAGUCAAGGCAGAGGGACCCGGACUCAGCCGCAGUGGGGUCGAGCUGAACAAGCCCACUCACUUCACGGUGAGCACCAAAGCAGCAGGGAAGGCCAACCUGGACUGCAGCUUCAGCGGCCCGACCAAAGGAGAGGCCGUCAAGGACUUUGAGAUCAUCAACAACCAUGACAACACGCACACGGUGAAGUACACCCCGGUGCAGCAGGGCCCUCUGGGCGUCGCUGUGACCUACGGUGGAGACCCCAUUCCCAAGAGCCCCUUCAGCGUUGCCGUGGCCCCCACACUGGACCUCGGCAAGAUCAACGUCACCGGCCUGGGAGACAAGAUGACUGUCGGCAAAGACCAGGAAGUGACCGUCAAAUCAAAGGGUGCUGGUGGUCAGGGGAAGGUCGCCGCCAAGGUGACCUCGCCAUCAGGGAAGCCGGUGGCCAGCAAGGUGGAGCCCGGGCUGAGCCCAGAGACCAGUCGGGUGAAGUUCAUCCCGCGAGAGGCGGGGCCAUACCAGGUGGAACUGACCUAUGAUGCAGUGCCGAUCCCCGGAUCCCCCUUCAAGCCGACAGCCUAUCCCGUCUCCGACCCUUCCAAGGUCCGCUGCUCCGGCCCAGGCCUGGAGCGCGCCAAGGUCGGGGAGAAAGGGGAGUUCGUCGUGGACUGCACCAACGCCGGCCCGGCCGAGCUGACCAUCGAGAUCAUCUCUGACAGCGGCACCGAGGCCGAGGUUCACAUCCAGGACAACGGAGACGGGACGUACACCAUCACCUACAUCCCGCUGUACCCCGGCUCCUACACGCUCACCAUCCGCUACGGCGGGCAGGAUGUGCCCAACUUCCCCGCCCGGCUCACCGUGAAGCCCGCGGUGGACGCCAGCGGAGUGCGUGUGUUCGGCCCCGGAGUGGAGGGCCAAGGGAUUUUCCGCGAGGCGACCACCGACUUCACCGUGGAUGCUCGUGCUCUCACACAGACCGGAGGAGACCACAUCAAAACCCUCAUCAGCAACCCGUCUGGCAGCCGCACGGACGCCCUGAUCGCCGACCUCGGAGAUGGAACCUACAACGUAGAGUACACUCCCUACGAGGAGGGCCCGCAUAGCGUGGAGGUCUGCUACGACGGCUCUCUGGUACCCAAGAGUCCGUUUCGUGUCGCCGUCACCGAGGGCUGCGAUCCAGCUCGCGUUCGAGUGCAUGGUCCCGGCCUGAAAGGCGGCAUCACCAACAAGCCCAACAAGUUCACUGUGGAAACCCGAGGAGCAGGUACUGGUGGUCUCGGUCUGGCCAUGGAGGGUCCAUCGGAGGCCAAAAUGUCCUGCACUGAUAAUAAGGAUGGCAGCUGCAGUGUGGAGUACAUCCCAUACGAGACCGGCAAGUACAACCUCAACAUCACCUACGGAGGACAGCCCAUCAAAGGCAGUCCGUUCUCUGUGCCCGUCAGCGACUCAGUGGACAGUACCAAGGUGAAGUGCCUGGGUUCAGGCCUGGGUACCAACGUCAGAGCCAACGUCCCACAGGCAUUCACAGUGGACGCCUCCAAAGCUGGAGUGGCCCCACUGCAGGUCCGCGUACAAGGACCCAAAGGUGUGGUGGAGCCAGUGGAAGUGGUGGACAACGGAGACCAGACCCACACCGUCAGCUACGUCCCCACCCGAGAGGGGCCCUACUCCAUCAACGUGCUGUAUGCCGACCAGGAGAUCCCACGCAGCCCCUACAAGGUGAAGGUGCUCCCCACCCACGAUGCCAGCAAGGUGCGUGCCAGCGGACCCGGCCUCAACACCAGCGGGGUGCCCGCCUCUCUGCCCGUCGAGUUCACCAUCGACGCCAAAGACGCCGGCGAGGGAUUGCUGGCGGUGCAGAUCACCGACCCGGAAGGGAAGCCGAAGAAGGCCAACAUCCGCGACAACCACGACGGGAUCUACCUGGUGUCCUACGUGCCGGACAUGACGGGCAGGUACACCAUCCUCAUUAAGUAUGGCGGGGAUGAGAUCCCAUACUCCCCCUACCGCAUCCGGGCCCUGCCCACCGGAGACGCCAGCAAGUGCACCGUCACAGUCUCAAUCGGCGGUCACGGUUUAGGAGCCGGUGUCGGCCCAACCAUCCAGAUUGGCGAGCAGACCGUCAUCACGGUGGACGCCAAGGCGGCGGGGAAAGGCAAAGUGACGUGCAGCGUGUGCACGCCGGAGGGGGCGGAGCUUGACGUGGACGUCGUUGAAAACGAGGACGGAACGUUCGACAUCUUCUACACGGCGCCGCAGCCCGGCGAGUACGUGAUCUGCGUCCGCUUCGGAGGAGAGCACAUCCCCAACAGCCCCUUCCAGAUCACGGCGCUGGAAGGAGCUCCAUCAGACCAGCUCAUGCAGCAGAGCCAGAGGCCUCAGUACUACGCUCAACAGCCCUGGGCAACCGACAGGUCGAUGGGACUGAACGGCCUGGACAUGGCGGGGCUGAGGCCGUUUGACCUUGUCAUCCCGUUCACCAUCCAGAAGGGAGAGAUCACAGGUGAGGUCCGGAUGCCGUCGGGCUCGGUGGCCCAGCCCGACAUCACAGACAACAAGGACGGCACGGUGACGGUGAAGUUCUCGCCCACUGAGGCCGGUCUGCACGAGAUGGACAUCAAAUACGACGGCAUCCACAUCCCCGGAAGUCCCUUACAGUUCUACGUGGACUACAUGAACAGUGGCAAUGUGAGCGCCUACGGGCCCGGCCUCAUCCACGGGACCGUCAACAAGCCGGCCGUCUUCACCGUCAACACCAAGGACGCCGGUGAGGGGGGUCUGUCUCUGGCCAUCGAGGGUCCGUCCAAGGCCGACAUCAGCUGCGUGGACAACCAGGACGGGACCUGCACCGUGUCCUACCUGCCCGUCCUGCCCGGAGACUACAGCAUCCUGGUGAAGUACAACGAGCAGCACAUCCCGGGCAGCCCCUUCUCCGCCCGCAUCACUGGGGAUGACUCCAUGAGGAUGUCCCAUCUGAAGGUCGGCUCGGCCGCAGACGUCCCUCUGGACAUCGGGGACUUUGACCUCAGCCAGCUGACCUCGUCCCUGACCUCGCCCUCGGGCCGCGAGGAGCCCUGCCUGCUGAAGAUGCUGCGCAACGGACACGUCGGCAUCUCGUUUGUCCCGAAGGAGAUCGGCGAGCACUUUGUGAACAUCAAGAAGAACGGCCGUCAUAUCCCCAGCAGCCCCAUCUCUGUCCUGAUCAACCAAUCGGAGCUCGGCGACGCGGGCCGUGUGCGUGUGAGCGGGCCGGGCCUGGACGAGGCUCGGACCUUCGAACCGGCCGAGUUCAUCAUCGACACUCGUGAAGCCGGAUAUGGCGGCCUGAGUCUGUCCAUCGAGGGCCCGAGCAAAGUGGACAUCAACACUGAGGACCAGGAGGACGGCACCUGUAAGGUCACCUACUCCCCCACCGAGCCGGGACAUUACAUCAUCAACAUCAAGUUUGCUGACCAACAUGUGCCAGGGAGUGCGUUCACAGUGAAGGUCAUCGGAGAGGGCAGGAUGAAGGAGAGCAUCACGAGGAAGAGGAGGGCGGCGUCUGUGGCCAACGUGGGCAGCCAGUGUGACCUCAGCCUGAAGAUCCCAGAGAUCAGCAUCGCGGACAUGACGGCCCAGGUGACCAGCCCGUCUGGCCAGGUCCACAAGGCCGACAUCAUGGAGGGCGAGAUCAACACCUACUGCAUUCGCUUCGUCCCCACGGAGACCGGCGUGCACACCGUGUGCGUGAAGUACAACGGCGUGCACGUGCCCGGCAGCCCGUUCCAGUUCACCGUCGGCCCCCUCGGAGAGGGCGGGGCUCAUAAGGUCCGAGCCGGAGGGCCGGGCCUGGAGAGGGCGGAGGCGGGCGUGCCAGCCGAGUUCAGCAUCUGGACCAGGGAGGCCGGCGCCGGAGGGCUCAGUAUUGCUGUUGAGGGGCCGAGCAAGGCUGAAAUUGCCUUUGAGGACCGCAAGGACGGGUCCAGUGGCGUGUCCUACGUGGUGCAGGAGCCCGGAGACUACGAGGUGUCGAUCCGCUUCAACGACGAGCACGUCCCCGACAGCCCCUUCGUGGUGCCCGUGGCCUCGCCGUCCGAUGACGCCCGCCGCCUCACUGUUGCCAGUCUUCAGGAGUCGGGCUUGAAGGUGAACCAGCCGGCGUCGUUCGCCGUCAGCCUGAACGGAGCGAAGGGGGCGAUCGACGCGAAGGUCCACAGCCCCUCUGGAGCUCUGGAGGAGUGCUGCGUCACGGAGAUAGACCAAGAUAAGUACGCAGUUCGGUUCAUCCCCAGAGAGAACGGCCUCUAUCUGAUCGAUGUGAAGUUCAAUGGAAGCCACAUCCCCGGUAGUCCAUUUAAGAUCCGGGUAGGAGAAACGGGCCAGGCCGGAGACCCUGGGAUGGUGUCGGCCUACGGGGCCGGACUGGAGGGAGGCACCACAGGAACUGUGUGUGAAUUUGUGGUGAACACCAGCAAGGCGGGCCUUGGCGCUUUAUCCGUGACCAUCGACGGGCCGUCCAAGGUGAAGAUGGACUGUGUGGAGUGCCCCGAGGGCUACAAGGUCACAUACUCCCCGAUGGCUCCUGGCAACUAUCUGAUUUCCAUCAAAUACGGCGGCCCCUACCACAUCGUCGGAAGCCCCUUCAAAGCCAAGAUCACUGGCUCCAAGCUGGUGUCCAGCCACAGCAUGCACGAGACCUCGGCCGUCAUGGUGGACCCUGUGACCCGGGCCAUCAGCUGCUCUCAGCAGGGAGCUCCCACCCAGUCAGACGCCAGUAAGGUCCUGGCCAAGGGCCCGGGUCUCAGCAAGGCCUUCACGGGCCAGAAGAACAGCUUCAGUGUCGACUGCAGUAAAGCAGGUCGUAACAUGCUGCUGGUGGGCGUGGCCGGGCCCCUGGCCCCCUGCGAGGAGGUCCUGGUGAAGCACGCGGGCCGCCGGCUGUACAACGUGAGCUACCAGCUGAAGGAGAAGGGCGAGUACGUCCUGGUGGUCAAGUGGGGAGACGAGCACAUCCCCGGCAGCCCCUUCCACGUCACGGUGUAGCCGCUCGGAACCUCUGUCUCACGUCAAGAGCUCUUCUUCUGUGUCCUGUAUUUAACCAGUCUGGCUUCAGUGCUCCGCUCAGCCAGAGAUCGGUGGCCCCCCGGUACCCUCAGCCCUGAAGCUCCCACGUGUUGCUCUGAUCAACUUCUCCGUUCCUUGUUUUAUUCUACUGCCGAUGGUUUCUUUGAGUGCCUUUAGGGAUGAAAAGGUGUCCUGGGCAUGAGGGCCAUGAGCUGACCCGUCUAAACCAGUGAACCAUGACGGAGCGUUGGGUGGAAGGUCACUGUUUCCACUGGAGGAGCGAUGGAUCUGGUUUGUUCCCACGGUCUGGUCCUUCUGGACCACACACAUUUCACACGAGGUCCGUAUAGAAGUCAGAGCGGUUGCUUGUAAGCGCUCCGCUCUGGUUCCGCAUGGCGCUCCUUUAACGGCUGCCCGUGGACUCCAGUCACUGCUGUUGGUGAAUAGGUCAUAAGGUCAUUAGGUCAUAGAGGAGAGACGCGUCCUGGUGGCAGGUCACGGUACUCCACCCUCACCAGGCUGAACUCUGCUGCCACACACACAUCAACAGUGAUGUUCACGCUCACACAGCCAAAGGCUCUUAAAAAGGGAAGGUUCUAGGAGGUUCUACUAGGCUGAAGACGAUCUCCUGAUCCACCACAAGAGAACAGCUGUUGCUCGAUGUUUGUGUCCCCCCCCCCCCCCCCCCCGUCCUUCCAGCUCGCUUUGUGCAUAGUCUAUCUUUCAGAACAACAAAUAAUAAUCUUUUCUUAAAUAAAAAAGGCUUUAAAGUGUUUGUAAGACAGUAUUUUGAUACACAAUAAAGUUGUCUAAGUAUUUUUCUGUCAA
This is a messenger RNA of Pseudoliparis swirei, 8670 nucleotides long. RefSeq names its product filamin A, alpha (actin binding protein 280) (gene flna). The record is from RefSeq and is a predicted model, not a curated record. The coding region runs from base 187 to 7821 and encodes 2544 amino acids. NCBI's taxonomy places the organism in Eukaryota, Metazoa, Chordata, Actinopteri, Perciformes, Liparidae. Gene Ontology annotation, biological process: actin cytoskeleton organization. Gene Ontology annotation, molecular function: actin filament binding. The transcript has 49 exons.